Miscanthus lutarioriparius is the source of this 945-nucleotide messenger RNA. NCBI's taxonomy places the organism in Eukaryota, Viridiplantae, Streptophyta, Magnoliopsida, Poales, Poaceae. The record is from the annotation of a GenBank genome assembly.
AUGACGGCGAAGAAGCCAGCAGCGCGGCGGUACGCGCUGCUGCUGGCGCUGUGGGACUCGGACUACGCCCGGAAAGCGUACGGCGGGUACCACAACGUCUUCGUGGCCGCGCUCGGCGGCGUCGGCGACGGCGCGGAGAGGGGAGAGUUCCCGGCGGCGGAGGACCUGGCGUCGUACGACGGGUUCGUGGUGAGCGGCAGCCCGCGGGACGCGCACGGCGACGAGCCCUGGGUCCGGCGCCUCUGCGCGCUGCUGCGGACGCUCCACGCCAUGCGGAAGCGCGUGCUCGGCGUCUGCUUCGGCCACCAGGUGCUGUGCCGCGCGCUGGGCGGGAGGGUCGGCAGGGCACGCAGUGGAUGGGACGUCGGCGUCAGGAAGGUCACCUUCGUGCACGGCCAGGACCUGGCCGGACUGCUGCCGUUACUCAACGUCGGCGACGACCUUCCCCGGAGCGCCUCCAUCAUCGAGGUCGUUCACCAGGACGAGGUGCGUGUUGAUAUUUUGUAUUGCGCGGUGUGGGAGAUCCCGCCGACGGCGACGGUGCUGGCCUACUCGGAGAAGACGCGCGUGGAGGCGUUCGCGGUCGGGGGAGCACGCGCUGGGCAUCCAGGGCCACCCGGAGUACACCGUCGACAUCCUCCACAACCUCAUCGACCGUCUUACCGACCAGAACGACAUCCAGAGGAGCGUCGGAGAGGAGGCGCGGCGGACGGCGGCGGAGACCGGCGGGCCGGACCGCGCGUUCUGGACCACGCUCUGCAAGGGCUUCCUCAGGGGAGAGGAAGCAGAACAAUACAUGACUGCGGCGGUAGCUGGCCCACCACUGCGACGGCGGCGGCGCCGGAGGUGGCUGGCCGCGCAGUCGCCGUGGCCACCAGCUGCUUCACCGGCACAGCUCCGACGGUCCAGCUGGCCUACCGCGCCAUUUCGGUACUGCGAGCAUGA